This is a messenger RNA of Funneliformis mosseae, 188 nucleotides long. The record is from the annotation of a GenBank genome assembly. NCBI's taxonomy places the organism in Eukaryota, Fungi, Glomeromycota, Glomeromycetes, Glomerales, Glomeraceae.
GCGAAAAAUUGGGAGAAAAAUCGUUUAAGGAAGCACGUCCAUUUCCACCAGCCGGUUUAUACAUAGAUGGCAGUGGAAUUAUCUACGGAGACAUCAACAACGGAAAUAAUAAUUCUUUUUCCGAAAGUAAUCUACCAUUAAAAGAAAAGACAAAUUACGGAGAAGGAUUAUUGACUUCUCUAAAUAAG